Molecule: messenger RNA, 1731 nt
Organism: Trichogramma pretiosum
Lineage: Eukaryota; Metazoa; Arthropoda; Insecta; Hymenoptera; Trichogrammatidae
Gene: OXA1L
Product: mitochondrial inner membrane protein OXA1L
Exons: 13
Coding region: 94-1521 (475 amino acids)
Biological process (GO): mitochondrial respiratory chain complex IV assembly; protein insertion into mitochondrial inner membrane from matrix
Cellular component (GO): mitochondrial inner membrane
Molecular function (GO): membrane insertase activity
Source: RefSeq, a predicted model, not a curated record
CAAUCUCUCUAGCUUAUCUAGCAGUAGCAACAACUCGUAACAUUUCACGCAUCGUACACUUAUGUGAGACUCGAUUGGACAUAACCCAACGUAAUGUCGCUCGUCGGCGUGCAUCGUUUUACCAUGCUCGCCCGUGUUUUUACCGGUUUGCAAAGCAGAUCGUUGCACUUGGCCGCCUGUAAAAAUGUCAGCGGCAAUUGGGUCGUUGUCAAUGCCCAGCGUCACCAGAGGUAUCGAAAUUGGCAGCCGGUCAUCGCCGCGACUUUCGUCAGGCACGCCAGUGAUGCGGCUCCCAAAGUCUUUGGAAACGGUGCACAUAUGACAGGUUUGGGCACAAUGCAAACUGACAAAGCUUUGGAUGAAUUCAUAGCUUUGCUACAUAAAAACAAUCUUAUGGAUGAUUCGACUAGGGAUAAUAUUAAAAGUAUAAGUUAUACAAAUGCGACUAGCAUUGAAAUACCUCAGGAUAAAAUAGAUUUAGUAUCAGAUGUACCUCAACUGGAUAACGUCGUCACACAAAUCCCGGAGCCUCCUACACCUCCUGCUGUGCAAGAUAUAGUAGAAGCUGCAGCAAACACUGGAUCAAAUCUUGCAGAACUUGGUCUUGGAGGAUGGACUCCUCCUGGAAUGAUUCAACAAGCAUUAGAUUUAUUACAUACACAAGUUGGAUUACCUUGGUGGGCAACAAUUGUGUGCUCUACUGUGGCUAUCAGGUGCCUAUUGCUUCCUAUCGUUAUUAAGAUACAGAGAUAUGCUGCUAAUAUGCACAAUGUACAGCCAGAAAUGCAAUACAUUCAAGCACAGUUGACAGAAGCGAGAAAAAUGGGAGAUCAAAUGGAAGUUAUGAGAUUGAGCGGUGAUAUGUACAGAUUCAUGAAGGAAAAAAAUAUUAAUCCACUUACCAAUGCUGGAUUACCUUUACUUCAGGCUCCAAUAUUUUUAUCAUUCUUUUGGGCUUUGCGAGGUAUGGUUCGAGCUCCUGUACAUAGUAUGGCAGAUGGUGGAUUAUUUUGGUUUCAAGACCUAACUUUGCCUGACCCAUUUUAUGCUUUACCAUUAAUUACUAGUGUUACUCUAUUCACAACAAUAGAACUUGGAACAGAUAGUGUAAGAGUUCAAUCAAUGGGCAAUAUGAGGCAUGUAAUGCGUGCUCUGCCAAUUGUUAUGUUUCCUUUCAUCAUGAAUUUUGAAAGCGCCAUAUUAUGUUAUUGGGUGUCUACCAAUGUAUUCUCCCUCAUUCAAGUCGCUAUUCUUAGAAUACCAAAAGUGAGGACUUAUUUCAAAAUUCCUGAAAUAAUCAAUCAUGAUGCAAAGGCAUUACCAAUCACAAAAAAAAAAUUUGUUGAAGGCUUCAAAGAUUCCUGGACGAAUAUGAAAGUAGCAAGAGAAGCUAGCGCUCGGAAUAUUUACGACGAGACAGUUUUUGAAAAAGCUGGAAAAGGCCCAGUACCUAAAACUUAUAAAUAUGACCCGACAAAACCGAGAAACCCAAACGUUUUUCUCUCUAAGAAAAGGGAUUAGUUGAAUUUCACCAAACUCUAGUUAGAAUCUAGAUCAAGUAUUUUAUAAUUAUAUAAAUACACAAAUUAAUUUUAAAAACAAUUGAUCAUUGGGAGUAGUUGUUAUAUUAAGUUUGAUAAUGUUGUACAUAAAUCUCUCUAUGAAAAAAUGUUGCUUUUAAUUUUGUAAAUGACGUUUAAAAAAUAUACAUGAUUCAUAAUUUGAACUAAA